Messenger RNA from Tympanuchus pallidicinctus (lesser prairie-chicken), 3464 nucleotides. It is a transcript of the gene CCDC183, whose product is annotated as coiled-coil domain containing 183. NCBI's taxonomy places the organism in Eukaryota, Metazoa, Chordata, Aves, Galliformes, Phasianidae. The transcript has 11 exons. The record is from RefSeq and is a predicted model, not a curated record. The coding region runs from base 2053 to 3375 and encodes 440 amino acids.
CUCAGUGAGGGGCUUCAUUUUUGAAAUUGCAGCCUGUGAACGUGAGCUUGUGCAAGGUUGGAUUUAAUUUCCUCAGCAGUUUUGGGAUGACUUGCCAAUGUGGAGCCUGCGUUUUGCUGAAGGGUAAUGAGAUGGAGAUUCUUGAACCAUUUGAUCAGUUUUAAAAUGCUUUCUGUUGCCCCAAGGACAGCUUGCUGUCCUGCUUAAAUGCUGCCUAGGAAAGUUUAGAGGUGUAAUUGAUGUACUUGUGAGGUGGACAGGAGUUUAAACGUGGAGAUCUGGACCUGUGUGGAUAGGCAGGCAACUUUCUCCAUGUGUGCAAGCCCUUAACUGCCUGUCUUCUUGUGCAUUCUUUAUGAAAAGGAUGGAAAUGCUGCUAUGUAACCUGUCCCUGGCACUUGGAAUUAAGAUGUAAUCCAUAAAUCUGCAAAAGAGAUGCUGAGCAAGAACCUCAUGCAGCGUCGUGUUGGUUGAUUUGAUUUCACAGUUGUGUAAUUUCUUUGGGUUUUAUGCUCUUAGAGUGCAGGAGGAUGGCUGCAGGUUAAGGACCUCGAGUUACAGAAACGUAAUCUAAGCUGAUUUAUGAGCUUGGUGCUAGGAAGUCAGUUUCCAGAUAGUCUUUUUCUACAAAUCAAAUGCUGAGGAUUUUCUCUGGUAGAGGGAGAUUGAUUUUAUUUAUAAACAUGCUCGCAUUUCUUGUCAUGUUUGUAUUUCAGCAAGAAUGGAUGGUAAGCAUCAAAAUAAAUACCAGUAUUGGCAGCUGUUCUUUCCAUUUUUGACUUUUGCCCAUUUCAAGAAGGAGCGUAACGGUUCCAGGGCUAAUUAACAGAGAUUUCCAAAGAUACUUACACAGAUCAUAACAGUCAUCUCUGUUGUGCAGGCAGCAUUGAGGUGAGACAAAAAAUUGUCACACAGACUCUGAAUUUCUCACGAGGGAGAAAUGGGAGCUGAAUCAAGGGGGGAGGGGGGACAAGAAGAAUGCAGUGAACAAUUAGCAGGCAAUAACUCAUCUUUCCUGAUCUGAUGGCCCCAAGCCAUCCUCUGUACAGUGCUGAGACGCCCCUGCAGUAAAGCAGCCCUUCCUUCUGGGUGUGCCCUGGUUCCUGGUGGGGCUGGGCAGGUUGGAACUGCCGUAGUCAUGGUGACUGGGUGGUGAGCGUGGUCUCAGUCUGCGUCCCUGCUUCUCAGAGCUCAGUAAUUGCUUAAAAUUGCUUUGCGCCCUGCAGAAGCGGAGGGGAAGGGGCUGUGAGUGCUGUGCUGGAGCUGUCGGGGCAGUGAGCAAGCAGGGGGUGCCAGAAGGCCGGCGCAGGGCGUGCAGCGCCUGGAGGAGCCGUGGUGCUGGUUCUGUUUGAGGUCACAGACUGCUUCCAACAGACGGGGGCUGCAGCAACUGUCGCACACACUCUGAAUCCGCAGGCAGGACUGCUGGCACCAUGCAGGGCCGCAGGGCAGACAUGAACCAGCAGAUCCAGGAGCUGCGCAACAUCAUUGCCUUGCAAGGUGCUGCUCUUACAUUGCAUUGCAGGGACAGCCCGUGCAGAGCUGAAUCCGUGGGGGCUCUGGGGUGCAGGAACGCGUGCACUGGUUGAGGGGUAGUGACUUGGUGGCUUUGGACAUUGGUCUCCAGUGUGAAGCUCAAACGAAAUGGGUGACAUUCCCACAGGAGACAGAAUCUGCAGCGGCUUCCUGUUCCCGUGGGCGCAGUGACUGGAGAAAGGGGGCGUCAGGUUGCCUCUGGGGCUCAGUGGGGCCUAGGCACUAGGGAAGCAGCAUUUGGCCCAGAGUCCCAUGUCUCUGCCUGGCCACUGUCCUUUCCCCAUUUCCCAAGCCUCUGGGGCAGAGGAGGGGACUCGUGUUCAAUGCGGGGCAGCAGCAGUGGGUGGUGUGGCACUAACGGCUCCUUAACAUCCUGCAGAGCAAGGAAAAAAGUUUUCCAGGCAGUUGUCUGAGGAAAAGCAUAGGCAGAACAAAGAUCUGCUUUCCCGGCUGCACGGGAGGUUGCGGGAGGACAUCCAUGCACUGGACAUUGCCCAGAAGCAUGACCAGCGCAUCAUGUCUGAGUUUUGCAGAGCACAGAAGUACUUGUGUGGCAAAACUGUGCAGGGGGCCCGAGAGAAGCUCCGGAGCAGCAUCUUCGACCGGGUGAAUGCCUGCAACAUGCUGCUGCACGAGGUGAAGCAGAGGAGCCAGGCUCGGGAUGCACUGCGGUGGCAGCUGCAGCAGCUGCUGGAUGUCAGGAUCAAUGACAAGAGGCACCAGGAGCAAGUGCAGAUGAUUCGCCAGCUGGAGAACAACAUUGAGAAGAUGCACAUGAAAAUCCACGCCGGGCAGAAGGUGACCACGCUGUACCUGGCACUGCGGGAUGUCCUGAAGAAGGAGCUGGACUAUCUGCUUCUGCAUCUGGAGCUGCUGUACACCAUGGUUGGGGCGUACCACGGGGAGGUGCAGGACAGGGAGCUGAUGGCUUCGGGUGCUCUCAGAGCCAGUGACAUUACCAAGAAGGACCUGGCCAUGCUGGAAACCCGAUUCUUGGCAGAGGAGGAGGACAGACACCGCAUCCUGUCUGCCCGGAAGGUGCAAACUGACUGGCUGUGGCUCAAGGAGGCAAGCAAAAAGCACUCAAGAGCGCAAGCCAGGUAUGACCUGGCUGUGGACUUCCCCUCCCUGCUGAUGCAGGACUCAGCGCUGGGCUCCCAGCUACAAGCCACUAGGUCACAGAUUGAGCACGAGUCCUUUGUGACGGCGGAGGUGGAGAAGGCCAAGGCUGCGGUGCAGUGCUCCCGUGUCUGGGACAUCACCAGCAGGCUGCUGGCACAGCAGAAGUCCACAGCAGAGCUGGAGCAGCACAUCAGAGCCUGCAAGGAGAAGCGGCGGGCACUGAAGGACACGCUGCAGGAACUGGAGCUGAAGCACGCCAAGCUGAAGUUCCACCAGCCCCCAAGUGCUAUCAGCUGCAGGAAGCUGGAGGCAGAGCUACGGGUGCGCCUGCAGCAGGAGGAGGCCCGGCUGGAGCAGGCACGAGCCCAGUAUGUGAGGAACCAGGAGCUGCUGCUGCAGUUUGAGAACGGCCUCGACAACCUCAUUGUCCGUCUGCAUGGCAUCAACGUGCCUGAGCAGGAUGGGUUGGAGGGGAUCUCGAAGGCCAUCCAGUUCCAACCCUCCUGCCAUGGAUUGAGUGUGCUCCACCAGCUCAGGCUGCUCAGGGCCCCAUCCAGCCUGGCCUUGCACACCUCCGGGGAUGAGCAUUCACUGCUGCAGCGCAUCACUGUGGCACUUGGUGCAGCCACCAUCACCCAAAGCAACUCGCUGUCCCCAUCGUGGUUGUCUUUCUCUCUACCUGCAGGAUCUCACCGUCGAGUUCAAAGGGGUGGAUGAGAAGCUGCAGCACUGCAGGCAGAAGCUGCAGCACCUGGCCCAGCGCGUGAGCUCCCUGCCUGCCCACAGCUACAGCCCUGAUGAGGACA